CGUAAUACGAUGCUUGAAUAGAUAAGUCGCCUUUCCAGAAACACUAUAUUAUAUUUUUUCACCACGGCCGAUAUACUUCUUCUUUAGACGUUCAGUGAAACACGUUCAGUGAUUUUAACUUAUACUUCGGCAGUAAUAAAACAUGACUGUAAAAUGCUCUUCAAAGGCUGCGCAAAGGAUUCCUAGCGCAGCAAGCACCACAGCAUUGCAUCACCUCCGUCAGCACCGCGCUUAUUAGUAAUAACAAAGCAAACAAUAACUCGACAGAAGAGCGGAUAAUCUAUUAGCGGAUCUGCACACUUCCUUCCAGUAUAAAAAUUUCAAAGCAAUACAGUUCGGUAACAUAUAUCUCCGUCAGUAUUAGACGUAUAGCCGUCGACGUUAAACAUUAACUCAACGUCAUCGGUCGCAUUGACAGUUCCUCAACGGGUGUUCCUCGCCGUCUAUAUAAAUGUCGGAACCACUGAAAACGAUAGUAGUCGCUCGCGGAAUUCGAUCGCACGGUCACUCUUCGGCGAGCCGCGCGAUAAUAAUGAGAACUAAACCACCACGUCGUGAUUUCAUUCCGCGAACGACGCUUUCGUGAAAUAAACAUUUUUUGCGCUCGCGCACGCGCACACACACACACACACACACACACGUACGUUUCCAAAGACAAGUUCAACGGACGAAUUUCUGAAGUGGAGAAACUUCGGCUAAUUGAAGUGGCACUAUUAAUACCCCAAUACUCUCAUUCGAGGGACUCUUACGUGAUUUUAAAAUAGUGACGAGUAUCGAGGCAGGACAAGAUGGAGAACCGUUUUCAAGGGAAAGCACCGGAAGAUGAUACGGUUGGACAAUUACCUCUAACUAAUAAGAGGCCUUCAAUGUCUCUAAGUAUGGGCGGACUGUGGGACGUAGUUCCACGACUAGAUCACUAUAGAUUAAGUCGUCGCGCGAAAAGACCGUCCCUAAGCACUCUUCAUGAAGGAAAUCUCAUAAAGGACGCCAACGCCGUCGAGACUGGACAGGCCGGGAGCGUCUCCGGUCAGCAGGGUCACGUCGGAAUAAAAUUAGGAUGGAUCCAAGGCGUUCUCAUACCGUGCCUGCUGAACAUAUGGGGCGUCAUGCUGUUUCUGCGACUCUCGUGGGUAGUCGCACAAGCCGGCAUACUGGAAACCGUCGUCAUUAUCGGAAUAUCGGCGGUCGUCUGCGUCAUUACGACGCUUAGCCUCAGCGCAAUUAGCACUAAUGGGGAAGUAAAGGGAGGUGGGAUUUACUUCAUUAUAUCUCGUUCUCUUGGACCCGAGUUUGGUGCAUCAGUGGGCAUUGUAUUUGCAUUUGCAAAUGCUGUAGCUGCUUCUAUGAACACGAUCGGUUUCUGUGAUUCCCUGAACGACUUAUUAAAGUCACACCAUUUGAAGAUCAUAGAUAAUAGCGUGAAUGACGUUAGAAUCGUUGGUACAAUAGCACUCAUUGUCAUGAUUCUUAUCUGUGCAGUCGGCAUGGAGUGGGAGUCAAAGGCACAAAACUUCCUUAUAGCCGUCAUUGUAGCUGCGGUCUUCGAUUUUUUAAUUGGUACUAUCAUGGGACCACAAAGUGAGGAACAGAAAGCAAAAGGUUUCAUGGGGUUCUCCGAGCAAGUAUUUAUGGAUAACCUUAAUCCAGACUAUCGGUACUCUGAGAAAAACAAUCAAAGUUUCUUCUCGGUGUUUGCCAUCUUCUUUCCAUCGGUCACCGGGAUUCAAGCGGGCGCUAACAUAUCUGGUGACCUGAAAGAUCCAGCGAGCAGCAUACCUAUGGGAACUCUUCUCGCUCUACUGAUCUCCAUGUUUAGUUAUGUAACUUUCGUCUUUUUCGCUGGCGCCGCGGCUGCUAGAGACGCAGGUGGUUUCGUCAACAACACUAUUGUGGACUGCAUUCCUAAGAUUAACUGCACGUACGGACUGCACAAUAGUUACUCGGUCAUGCAAUUAAUGUCAUUGUGGGGUCCACUAAUUUACGCAGGAUGCUUCGCAGCUACUUUGUCGACGGCGCUGACAAAUUUAUUGUCAGUGCCAAGACUCAUUCAAGCCCUGGGUCAAGAUCGAAUUUAUCCCGGAUUGAUUUACUUCAGCAAGGGAUACGGAAAAUCUGGGGAACCUUAUCGAGGAUACGUUCUCACGUUUGCCGUUGCGGCUCUCUUCCUUUUAAUCGCUGAUCUCAACGCAGUCGCACCGCUCAUCUCGAACUUCUAUCUAGCGUCGUACGCUCUAAUCAACUUCUGCACUUUUCACGCAGCGUUAAUUCGACCUCUCGGAUGGCGGCCUAGUUUUAAAUAUUACAAUACUUGGCUGUCUCUGCUUGGUUUUAUCCUUUGCGUGGCGAUUAUGUUCCUCAUCGAUUGGGUAACUUCACUCGUUACCUUCGUCAUCAUCUUCGCGCUAUAUUUAAUAGUAGUUUACCGUAAACCAGAUGUGAAUUGGGGCAGCAGCACGCAGGCGCAAACUUUUAAGUCUGCAAUUUCCAUCGUCUACAGGUUGAAUUCCAUUGACGAACAUGUGAAGAAUUACGCUCCUAAAAUUCUGGCGCUGACUGGUCCACCUGCUGCGAGACCCGCAUUGAUACACUUAGCGAAUCUCAUCACGAAGAAUAAUUCUUUGCUGAUCACCGGCGAAGUCUUUCCGACACGAUUAUCGUAUCGACUACGCUCCGUACGUCUAAAUAAUGGUACCUUCUGGCUGCAACAACAACGUAUAAAAUCAUUUUACCACUUGGUGGAUGACUUGAGUCUGGAACGAGGUGCUGCUGCGCUGAUGCAGGCUACCGGAAUCGGCAAGUUAGCUCCCAAUGUUGUCCUCAUGGGUUACAAAACACACUGGUCAACAUGCAAUCAUAAAGACCUUCAGGAAUAUUUCAACACUCUUCACAAUGCUUUUGAUAACAAGCUGGCUGUAGCAAUUUUAAGAAUUGCCGAAGGUCUGGAUUGCUCCAGUAUCACGAACGGAGAAGAAGCGAAUGGAGAAGAUGAUCAUGGAACUCUUGCACAGAGUAGUUAUAAUUUGGCAGGAAACACUUUAAUGCACGCCGACAGCAAUCUAUCGAUGAGCACGCAGAUUCCUAGAGUACAAAGUGUGCCGACAAUAGGUACUACAUUUACCACACCCGAUACGACACCUGUAAUCGGAUAUUCAACUAUAAAUUGGAAAGCUCAAGAUCAUUUGAAACAAAAGAAAAAACAUGCUGUUGAUAAGCUACUUGAGAGGCGAAACGGUGGCAUGGCUUCUAUACCGGAAAAUGUAACAAUUUUCCAAAAGAAACACAAGAAGGGAACAAUCGAUGUGUGGUGGCUGUAUGAUGACGGAGGUUUGACGAUUCUCCUACCGUACAUAAUUAGCACUCGUUCAAAUUGGAAGCACUGCAAGAUGAGGAUAUUCGCUCUGACCAAUCAUAAACACGAUAUCAGCGCACAAGAAAAAGAAAUGGUUGAGAUAAUGAACAAGGCACGAAUUAACUACACUAGCCUAAAGAUAGUAGAUGACAUCAGCGUCGAAUUGAAACAGGAGACGCGAACUUUCUUCGACAAAUUAAUAUCCGAUUUUCGAAUAAACGAUUCUUCUGAAAAUGGUGAAUGUUAUAUUACUGAUAACGAACUUCAGACUUUACGAGAUAAAACGCAUCGACAGUUACGACUGCGAGAAUUAUUACUGGAAAACUCAAGUCAGUCAACCUUGAUAGUUAUGUCUUUACCAAUGCCAAGGAAAGGCGCAGUCUCCGCACCGUUAUACAUGGCUUGGUUGGAGACACUUACGAGAGAUAUGCCACCUACGAUUUUAGUCCGCGGAAAUCAUACAUCUGUAUUAACAUUCUACUCGUAGUCCACCGAGCACCCUCUAGCUACGAAUGAUAUUUGCAGCCCGUUUUUUGCCAAGUUUUGAAAGUGGACAUGCGUCCAUACCAGAAUAAAGAAAUGAACGAAACCGGUGUGACCGGAAAUUUGGAUAGUCGACUGAUAAAGUUACUGAAUUCGAAGAUUACAACGAGUACAAAGAAGAAUAAAAAACUUUACUGGAGCUUGAUUACCAAUGAUCCAAUAAGAUUCUUGAAUGUGUGCGAAUAUGACUUGAGUGUCCUGUGUGAAAAAUAUGAAUGUUAGCGACGAGAAAAUAGAUAAGAGAAGAGUCUUUGGAAAGAGCGAUGAAUAGCGAAGAUGUUCUCCCACUUAAAGGAAUCCCAGUUUGUUAACGUAUAGUGUAAAUCAUGCCAACAAUCAAAUUAUGGUAGAAAAAACUAGUAUAAUAAAAAUAGAAGUUUGAGAAAGACAUACUAGUGGAAUAGUGAUUGGAAAAUAGGAAGGAGAGUAACAGGAAAAAUGUAAGGACAUAUUUUAUAGAAAAGGUUUCAUUGUGAUCGAACGAGAUUGAUCGGAUUGGAAAUGUGUAUUAACGCUAUCAUAUUACUGUAAAUAACUUGGCUAUUUUUUAUUAUGUUUAAAAAUGUGACAAGGUUUCUGUAGACAGUGUAACUAUUUAAGAUUUUAGAUAUUAAAAUUAUUUAAAAAAAAAAUUAUUAAAAUUGUUUGAAAACAAUUCUCGCAUAUUCUUCUCAUUGUAAUGUAAAUAUAUUAUACGUAACAUUAUUUUAUGUUAAAAAAAUAUUGAUUUUAAAUUUCAUAAAAAAUUACUAAAAGAACGAAUGAAUAUCGAACAAAUAGUGACCAAAAUAAAAUAAAAUUUAAAAGAG
This is a messenger RNA of Solenopsis invicta (red fire ant), 4701 nucleotides long. It is a transcript of the gene NKCC, whose product is annotated as bumetanide-sensitive sodium-(potassium)-chloride cotransporter. The transcript has 20 exons. Gene Ontology annotation, molecular function: sodium:potassium:chloride symporter activity. Gene Ontology annotation, cellular component: membrane. Bases 789 to 3836 code for a protein of 1015 amino acids. The record is from RefSeq and is a predicted model, not a curated record. Gene Ontology annotation, biological process: potassium ion import across plasma membrane; chloride transmembrane transport; potassium ion homeostasis. NCBI's taxonomy places the organism in Eukaryota, Metazoa, Arthropoda, Insecta, Hymenoptera, Formicidae.